This is a messenger RNA of Enterobius vermicularis (human pinworm), 2004 nucleotides long. The record is from the annotation of a GenBank genome assembly. Lineage: Eukaryota; Metazoa; Nematoda; Chromadorea; Rhabditida; Oxyuridae.
AUGUCCUCGGGCAAGGCACUCCCCCAGACUUUCAAUUCUUCAUUUGGUCUUGCUCAACUAGGCUUCUUUUCGCAUCAUCUCCCCACAUUUCAACCACCAGUUUCACCUCAACGAGUAAAAAUUAAGCGAUUUCGGCAGAGAGUUGACGCUGGUGAGCCGCGUAACUCUUACCAGGCCAGCAAGUCUCCAAUGUUGCAACAGCAUUUUUCUAACGGUUGUCAGCUGAACAAUAGUAGUUCUGGAGAAAAUAGUGGUAGUACACUGGCAGCCAUAUUUCCAUGGGUAACACAAACAAAUACUGAUACAAGUAUUGAUCAGGAGCUUGUCAAGGACCAGGAUUCUGAAGUUCAAGAUUUGGCAAAUCCUUCUGGGGAGAGUGUCACAUCGAAUAUGGAGACAAGUGAGUCAUCAAACGUCGAAAAUGACUGUACUGCUAACAAUGCUGACAAUGACGAAAGUUGUCAAGCGGAGUUUGAGAAGUCGGAUCAGUUGAGCGGGGAGGAAGAUGUUCCCACAGUUAGUUCGCCUGUUUUUGUGGGUAGCUCGUCAUCAAGAAGAAAAAAUGCUUUACCACAAAAGCAGUUUGUAGAUGACGAUGACAACGCUAAUAAUUUCACAGGAACUCAAGAUUCAGAGUGUAACGACUGUAUAAAUGAUGACAUCGAUGACUCUAGGCAACAAAGAGAACCUGAACUAAGUUGUUUAGCAUCCACUCUAGCUGCAACUAACACAACUCCUCAGAAUAAGCUUCAAGAAAUGCUUGAAAUGCAGCGAAAGAUUUAUUCGAACAUCAUUGACCAACAGAAAAAGAUUCUGGUUGGUAAUGAUGAUGAGGCAAAGCCGCUAACUGCAAAUCCACUUUUACAAGUUAAUCCAGACUACAAUAAACUGAAACAAUGUUUAAAGAGAAGAUUGGAAUCUGUUAUCGAGGAGGUCAGCAUAAGUUUAUUGGCUUCCAAAAUAGUGAUAAACGAGUUUGGAGCAGAAGAAACUGCUAAUCGAGCUCAAAAAAUCGCUGCUCUUGCCAGUGAAAGAGAGCAGAAUCUUGGAAGGAAUCCAUUCAUGUUUCAUCCAUUGUACCUCCCAUUCAACGGCCAACCACCGUUUGUCAAUCCCUUUAUUCAAAAUCCCGUGCCUCCUACAGGAAUUUUUCCGGCUACAGCUCCAUCAAAUACUUUUAAUCCGUUUAUGUCACAAUUAAGACCGCCAUCUCCAGCUGCCGGAGCUGUUAAUAAAACAGAGGAUUCAAGUCCAUUUGCUACCCGAAAGAAAAGGUCCAAAGUAACCGACUGCAGCCGAUUAAACAAAAUUACCGUUAACGGAAAUCGUGAUGGCUCAUUACCGGGAAGUGCACGAUCGACACCUCAAGUUUCGCUUUCUGAGCUCUCCUCAUAUUUUCCACCGACAAUGGUUGGAAAUACGUUGUACGGUAAUGGAGCAUUCGGAAGUGAAGAACGUGAUAGUUCAGCGAACUCUGAUGAUACCAGUGAAGGAGCACCCUACGACGGGGGCGCUGGAACUAGCACUACACUGACGCCUAUGCAUUUGAGGAAAGCUAAAUUAAUGUUCUUCUAUACGCGAUAUCCCAGUUCCGCCUUACUGAAGUCUUAUUUUCCUGAUAUACGAUUUAAUAAGCACAACACUGCACAAUUGGUCAAGUGGUUUUCUAAUUUUAGAGAAUUUUUCUACAAUCAAAUGGAUAAGUAUGCACGAAACUAUAUUGCUGAAGGUGUAAAAAAUAAGGAAGACAUUGUUGUGACACCAGAAUCAGAAAUUUAUAAAAACCUUAACCAACAUUAUAACAGAAAUAAUCAUAUUCAGCCACCCGAAAGACUAGUCAGAGUUAUUCAAGAGACAUUACGUGAAUUUUUUGUUGCUGUUCAAAAUGGUCGAGAUGCUGAACCGUCGUGGAAGAAAACCAUCUAUAAAGUGAUUACACGAAUGGAUGAUCCAAUACCAGAAUAUUUUAAAGAUCCAAAUUUUUUGGAACGUCUAGAAACCUGA